AUGAAGUCAUUCGUGAUGUGCUUAGCCAUCGCUGUAGUCAGUGUUUCCUGCGCUGUCUCGGAACAGCCGUGGUGGAACCCUAAUUCAAUCAGCCGCAUCGUCGGUGGUGUUGAGGUUGAUAUUGAAGAUGUCCCAUACCAAAUCUCGCUUCGGGGCUGGGACGGAUCGCACAUCUGCGGUGGAUCCAUCAUCAGUUCCCGCUGGGUCCUGACGGCCGGUCACUGUACUCCCUGGUCCGACCAAGGCUACAAGUAUAGCAUUCGCGCCGGAUCCUCCAAUAAAAAUAAUGGAAAAGAGUUCAAACUCAAGCGCAUCAUCAAACAUCCGUGGUACGAAGAACAUCGGGGGUUGUACAGCGUCGAGUACGACUUCUCCCUACUGGAGCUGAAAGAGGAGAUGCCGUUCGACUCGACUCGGAGUCCAAUCGACCUGCCGGCCCAGUAUGAGCAAGUUAAUAACGGAGCUCGGUGUCGAGUGUCCGGAUGGGGCGAUACGAAGACUUGGUCCGAAUCAACGGCGAUACUCCGGGCGGUGUAUGUCCAUGUGAUCGACCAGUAUCGCUGCAAUAGAACCUACGAAGGCUUCGGAAACGUAAGGCCGAGCAUGAUCUGCGCCGGAUACUGGGAAGGUGGCAAGGAUGCCUGCCAGGGCGAUUCCGGUGGCCCACUGGCCAGCGGUGGCAAGCUGAUCGGAGUCGUUUCAUGGGGAUAUGGAUGCGCCGAGGAAGGAUUCCCAGGGGUGUACUCGCGGGUGGCUUCCGUACGCGAUUGGAUCCGGGAGGAGACGGGAUUCUGAGAAUGGGGAGGACUUGGUUUGUAACUAUCGGCAUCGUAUGCAGUUUGCAGUAAUCGAUCGAUUGAAUGUGAUAUUGCGACUGUAUUGAUUGUGAUGUGAUGAUUG
Messenger RNA from Ochlerotatus camptorhynchus, 900 nucleotides. Its product is annotated as trypsin 5G1-like. NCBI's taxonomy places the organism in Eukaryota, Metazoa, Arthropoda, Insecta, Diptera, Culicidae. The coding region runs from base 1 to 795 and encodes 264 amino acids. Gene Ontology annotation, molecular function: serine-type endopeptidase activity. Gene Ontology annotation, biological process: proteolysis. The record is from RefSeq and is a predicted model, not a curated record. The transcript is spliced from 2 exons.